AUGCCUCAAAAACGUAGCGCCUCAGGUAAUCCGAAAGACCAACAGGACAGAGGUGACGAGACUGAGGGUAUCAGCGAGUGGAAGAAACGCGCGCCAUACAAGAUACACGAUUCGAACGAGGACUUUCCAGUUCGAUAUGAAGCCAGCUGCCAUUGUGGCCAGGUGAAGUAUCAAUUGAAGCGUGAAACGCCAUUGGCUUCAAAAUUAUGCCACUGCACGACGUGUCAGACUCAGCAUGCUGCCCCCUUCCAGUGGGCUGCCAUCUUCCAUAAAGAGGACAUCAACUUCAGUCACGGUCAUCACAAGCUCGAGUGGUACGACCCAACUGAGAAAUCGAUCGAGCACAAGUUACCAUGCAAAGUGCGAUGCUCAUAUUGCCAUUCGCCGAUCAUGGAUGAAGGGCGCAAGAUGAUACUUCUGUUUCCGACACUGAUUCACUUCAAGAAGGAUAGCGACAAGGAACGUUUCAAGCCACAAUGCCAUAUGUUCUACAACGAGCGAGUCAUUGACAUUCCUGAUGGUCUGCCGAAGUGGACGGGCUUGAACGAUUCGAGUGAGCUCAUAGAAGACAGCCCACCAGAGAUGGUAAAGGAGCUAGAGAAGAAAAGAGAAAAUGAACAGAAAAAGAGUGAGAAGAGCGAAAAAGAGUGA
Molecule: messenger RNA, 651 nt
Organism: Pseudovirgaria hyperparasitica
Lineage: Eukaryota; Fungi; Ascomycota; Dothideomycetes; Acrospermales; Acrospermaceae
Exons: 3
Coding region: 1-651 (216 amino acids)
Molecular function (GO): carbon-sulfur lyase activity
Source: RefSeq, a predicted model, not a curated record